Messenger RNA from Triplophysa rosa, 12142 nucleotides. It is a transcript of the gene wnk3, whose product is annotated as serine/threonine-protein kinase WNK3. The transcript is spliced from 25 exons. The record is from RefSeq and is a predicted model, not a curated record. NCBI's taxonomy places the organism in Eukaryota, Metazoa, Chordata, Actinopteri, Cypriniformes, Nemacheilidae. Gene Ontology annotation, molecular function: potassium channel inhibitor activity; chloride channel inhibitor activity; protein serine/threonine kinase activity. Bases 798 to 9968 code for a protein of 3056 amino acids. Gene Ontology annotation, biological process: protein phosphorylation; monoatomic ion homeostasis; negative regulation of sodium ion transport. Gene Ontology annotation, cellular component: cytoplasm; cytosol.
CGCAUAGUUGGAGCACGCGGUACGAGCGCGCGUCUCUAUAGUUAACCGAAAAAGGAGAAACGAUUGUGCUCGAUUCUAUUACGAAUGCUGCAACGACGGACGUUGCUCUGUACAUUUUGUAAAAUUACUCAAUAGCUUUCGCGCUAUAUUAUGUGAAUACGUUAUCGUUACAUUCACCGGAAGGAAAGGUGUGCAAAAAAAUCUCUCAGAAAAGAAAAGCGAUAUGUUUUUUUUUAACAGAUGAUGUGUUCAGGAGGAUUUGCAGGAUUUAACGACGCCGCUCCAACAAGCGAAUCAAAUGAUCGUGUGAGAAACUACCAGCAAAAUUACGCGACUAAAAACGUUUAUGUCCAACGAGAUGCCUACGAACUGUUGACUUUGUAGCAGAUAAAUUGACUAACGUUAAACACAUCCCGGUCAGCUGCUUUAGUUGAAAUAACGACGACGAGAGGAUGCAGCACGCCGGUUACACCUGAAAACCACUCACCAUUCAUUACAAGAGAUCAAAUUGCCUGUGGUUGUGUGACUUCUGAACGGGCCAGAUGAAACUGUUGCAAAUGGAGAUAAGGAAAAUACAAUAAUAAGAACCAAAUUAAACCGUAAGGAUACACCGGGAAAACAAGCACCCUCUGAUACAUCUGUGAUCUCAAGGGUACAUAAAAGAGAAGAACAGAGAACAGCUAAGGAACUUUAUUAAAAGCGUAAGAGGCUGAUCACAGAGAGAGAGAGACGGAGACUGACAGAGAGCCAGAACACAGGAGGGGGAGGAGAAGGAGGAGUGGGAAAGGUCAAUCGCUAUGGCGACAGACCCAGGAGAACCCACUGCCACGGAGGAGUCCUCUGGAGAGAAACCUGAUGGAGAUAGGGAGGAGGAGAAUAACCAGGGCGACAGGGCUACCCGUGAGGGAGAGGGAAUGCACGGAACUCCAUCUAACUUCGCCUCCUCCCUGACGCAGGAAAGGAGAGCAGGAGGAGCUGGAGGAGGAGUGGAGGACAGUAAAGAAACUGAGGCGCCGGUUAGACCUCUGACCUUCUUCAUGCCCACCUCCCUAGCACUCCACGAGCCCUGCCGGAGACGGGAGAACAAGCGCUUUUUCCGAAAGAGUGUGGAGAUAUGUGAAGAGGACGACGAGGUGGAGGAAACCUCCGGCGCCCCUCACAGCGCUCCUCACCUCGAGUUUUGUGCCUCUGACUCUGUUUUCAGCAGCGGAGCCCAGCAGCUACCCGCCAGUGCCUCUGCCGCCUUAGGUGAGGAUGGCACUUACGGCACACAGGACUCUAAUAAGAAUGGUCUUUCUGCGACCGCUCUGAAGGGGAAAGAGAGAGAUCGAGAACUGGAGGAAGAGGCGGAGAUGAAGGCCGUAGCCACUUCACCUGGUGGUCGUUUUCUUAAAUUUGACAUUGAACUUGGAAGAGGAGCAUUUAAAACCGUUUACAAAGGCUUGGAUACAGAAACUUGGGUGGAGGUCGCCUGGUGUGAACUUCAGGAUCGAAAGCUGACCAAGGCAGAGCAGCAGCGGUUUAAGGAGGAGGCAGAAAUGCUAAAAGGUCUACAGCACCCCAACAUUGUGCGUUUCUAUGACUCCUGGGAAUCAGUACUUAGAGGAAAGAAGUGCAUCGUUCUGGUGACUGAGCUUAUGACCUCAGGAACGCUCAAAACGUAUCUUAAGCGCUUUAAAGUAAUGAAACCCAAGGUUUUACGCAGCUGGUGCCGGCAAAUCCUGAAGGGUCUACAGUUCUUGCACACCCGCACACCACCUAUUGUGCACCGUGACCUCAAGUGUGACAACAUCUUUAUCACUGGCCCCACUGGGUCUGUAAAGAUUGGUGACCUGGGCCUUGCCACCCUAAUGCGCACAUCAUUUGCCAAGAGUGUCAUAGGGACUCCAGAGUUUAUGGCCCCUGAGAUGUAUGAGGAGCAUUAUGAUGAAUCGGUGGAUGUCUAUGCCUUUGGCAUGUGUAUGCUAGAGAUGGCUACAUCAGAGUAUCCAUACUCAGAAUGCCAAAAUGCUGCACAGAUCUACCGCAAAGUCACCAGUGGUAUCAAGCCGGCCAGUUUUGAUAAAGUAAAUGACCCGGAGGUAAAAGAGAUCAUUGAGGGCUGCAUUCGCCAAAACAGAUUAGAGCGACUCUCAGUUAAAGACCUUCUAAAUCACGUCUUCUUUGCGGAGGACACCGGGGUGCGUGUUGAACUUGCAGAAGAAGACACGGGAUGCAAAGACUGCCUGGCCCUGCGGAUCUGGGUUGAGGAGCCAAAGAAACUCAAAGGCAAGCACAAAGACAAUGAAGCCAUUGAGUUCAGCUAUGACCUGGAGAAUGACAGUGCCGAAGAGGUUGCGCUGGAGAUGGUGAAGUCUGGCUUUUUCCAUGAAAGUGAUGCCAAGGUGGUCGGGAAGUCCAUCAGAGACAGGGUGACGCUGAUUAAGAAGUCCCGUGAAAGGCGCCAACAGCAGCUCCUUCAGCAGCAGCAAAGUCUGGUUGAGCGUCGUGACUCCUCAGUACUCAGCUCCUCUUUUUCCUCUGUCCAUCCCACCUGCCCCUCCUCACUGGGUCCUGGAGUUUCGGCAGCAGCUGGGGGUCUGGGGGAGCCAGAGGACCUGCCAGAAGUGGACCAGCAUGUCCAGCAGCAAGGCAAUGCAUUUGGCCUCAAAGAAGGUGAGAGCCUUUCUGCCGUUGGUAGAGAUCCUUUCUCAAGUGGACAAAGCCAAGCCUUUUCUCUCCCUGAGUCAGGGAACGCUUGUGUUCAAGUUCAAACCAGCUACCCCACAGGCACCUCUGGAGUGGAAGGUGCAGGGGUUGUGUCUCAUCCCCAACUGCUCCCUAUGGGUCAGAGCGGAGGGGUUCAGAAUGUGCCUAUUGGCCAGAAUGGUGGGAUGUCUGGCCUUUCCAUUGGCCAAAGUGGUGGUGGUGGACCUAACAUUCCUGUGGCGCAGACUUUCAUUCAGCCAGUCACUAUGGCAUCACAGGUCCCUUUAAGUGUGCCUCAACAAUAUUCUCAGCCCCUCCCACCCUACUCAGCAGAUGUUACACCCUCACAGAUGUUACAUCCUCGGCUUGGUGAUGCCUCCACUCCGCACAGUUCCCCUUUGCAGUCACAGUCAUACAUCCCCUCAGUUACUCCCCAGGCCCCUAUGGCUGUCCUCACUGCCUCUGUCCCUGCUGGAGAGCCCAUAGCAUCAGCAGGCAACAUUAUGCCCCUUACGCAGACCCAGUCUAGUAUUGCUUCAGUUCAACCCACUGACAUUUUGCCCCAACAAACCAUUGUUCAGCCACAACAACAGGCCAUGUCAGAUUUGCCCGAAACGCUACAACUGAACAUCCAGCAUCCAACACUACAACAGCAAGCAAAUAUAGUGCAACCCCACCAAGCAGUACUGUUACCACAGCAGAUAGAUCAGGGUCAGCCAACGACUGUUUUGUUACAGCAGCAUGUAGAACAACCGCAGGUGAUUUUUCAGGAACAGCAGUCACGGUCCAUUUCAUCCCAGCAGUCAUAUAUUCCAUUGCCACAGCAGCAACAACCAACAUUGCCCAACCCACAGCAGCAGGUGUACAUACAACAUCCUGCAGAAAAACCCCAACAAGAAGUGAUACAGCAGCAAGUUCAGCAAACUUUAGUACAACAGCCCUCAGUGGAACAAUAUCAGCAACAGCAGGCGCAGCAAGUUUACUUGCAACAAAUGGCUGAAUCGCAAGAGCAGAAUAUUGUCAAGACCAUGGUACAACAGCCACCGGUACUUCAAACAAUUCAGCAGCCGCUACAGUUGGCAGAACAACAGCAGCAACUUCUGAUUAGGCAACAAUUGGAUCAACAACAAAAGGCCAUCUUGCAGAAUCAAAUGGAACAACAACGUCAGCAGCAAGUUGAGCAACAACAAAUUAUUCUGCAGCAAAGCAUGGCAGUGCAGCAGCAGAUGGAGCAACAGCAGCAAGCGCUACAACAACAGCCGAUAGAACAGCCGAAACAAAACAUUUUGCAACAACAGGUGGAACAACAAAGACAACAGCAACAGGUUUUAUUUCAGCAGCUGGAGCAACAGCAGGCAAUCUUGCAGCAGCAACAACACGAACAACAGCAGGCUCUUUUACAGCAACAACAGUUAGAGCAGCAAGCCUUGCUACAACAACAACAACUCCAGUUAAAGCAGCAACAAGCCUUUUUACAUAAGCAACAGUUAGAGCAGCAACAACAGGCUUUGUUGAAACGGCAACAAACUAUUUUACAGCAGCAACAGCAAUCGCUUCAACAGCCAAAACAAUUAGAGCAGACAGUACUUUUACAGCUGCACCAGCAGCCGCAGACGUUACAGCCUCAACCCCAGAAGCCAACAGAAAUUUUUCAACAGACUGAGCAGCAACAACAGAGAGAGUCACAAAUGCAGCAGCAAGUUUUAAUGCAACAACACAACAUUGAAUUACAGCGACAACAAGCUGAGAAACAAGUUUUAUUGCAGCAGCAACAACAUUUAGACCAGCACAUUGCUCUGGUAGAUCAAAGUGGGCAGCAACCAAACAUACUGAAACAACCAGAAACAAUCCAGCAAAUUACUCAAAUACCACAACCCCAGCCAAUAAUAUCCCCACAACCUCAAUCUCAUUCAAGUCUUUCCCAACAACUCGCAGAACAGCAACAGGUCCUAAUUCAGCAGCAGCAAGCAGUCGUCCCUCAGCCGUCACAUAGACCUCUGGUAGAGUUACAAAUUCCAACCAUGAUUCAAGCUCCACCGCAGAUGGUUAACACACAGGUACCUAGUCAAGUUCCAGCUCCAAUACUUGUACAUCAGCAGAUGCCACCCCAGAUAUCAGCUCAACCAUCUGUGCAAAUGGAAGGACAAAUCUUGUUGCAGUCCCAUUCUGUACCACAGUCAAUAGGAGGACACUUCCAAGCAAGCCAGUUGCAAGUUCCACAACCAUCCCAACAGAUCACAUCUCCAACCCAGGUGCAACACAUUCCCUCUUUUGUCCCAACUCAACCACCAAUGGUUUCCCAGGGGCAAAGCCUUCCAGCACAAGCUCAGAUGGUCCAAACUCAAGUCGGAGCUUCACUCCAGUGUCAGGUUCCGUUAGUGCCACCCGGACCUGCAUCUCUUGUGCAUCCUCCAUUGCAGUCCCAAGUACAGGCCACCUCUACGCUUCUGCCCACACCAAAUUUACAAGCAGCUGUAACUCCGCAAACCAUUCAGUCAGUUCAGAUAGACCUCACCCAAACUGUGAAACAGCCUCCGCAAUAUCGGCAAACAGUGCUAUCUCCGGUGUCCCUUGCAACUGCCAUAGAUCCAAUGGCCACUUCAACACAGUGUUAUUUGCAACAGGCGAAGCAAAUGCAACCCCAAGCUCAACCGCAGCCAAUCAUACCAGCUCUGCAACAGCCAGUGAAUGUAGCUUCUGUGCAGACAUUCUUGCAGCCUCAAGCCCCCCAACAGUCUCAAGCCCAUCAUGUGCACCAGCAUCAGACCCAACCUGUUCCACAGCUUCUGCCACCAGCCGCUGUACUACCCCAAGAUCUCCAUCAACAGCCCUGUCAACCUCAAACUGUUCUUCAACAUGUUCUACAUAUUACACAAAGUCCGAUACCCCAGACACAAGGCAGGGCAGUACCUCUUUACAGUCAGGUAGUAUCAGGUCCAGCCACUCCCCCCCAAAGCCAACAAAAUCCAAACCCCCCACAUGUUCAAGCCUACACACAGACUAGCAUGCAGCCACAAGCACUCUCAAAUGCACAGUUUCAUGUCCAAACACAAGCUCUUACCAACACGCAGACCCACGCAGAGGCUAGUUUUGAGCAGACUGCUUAUAAACCUCCACAGAUCCCCCAAAGUCCAUCUCAUUCUUCCCUACAACCCUCCGCCACUCUCUCAACUGUACAGCCGACUGUCCCGGUGUCAGAACUUUCAGUUCCUGCAGAGGCACAGCUAACCCUGACCAGGCCAGUUGCUUCCCCUCCAGCUGUCAAUGCUUCACAGUCCCAUGACUAUAAUGGCUCUGUGUUGCCUACCACCUCCCUGGCAGACAGUGAUGCUGCAUUGCUGGGCAUUGCUCAGGAGAGUGCAAAUCAAGCUGCCAACAGAAGCUCUUCAUCAGGCUCUGUUCCUGCCAAUGGAGAUGAUUCACAGUUGGUGUGGGCUAGUGGAAAAGCAGAAAAGGCAAAAUCCCAGAGAAGAUUGUCCUGUCAGAAGACUGAAAAAAGUCAUUUUCAGCUCAGUAUGCUGCAGGUCUCAAACACCGGGGACAACAUGGUGGAGUGUCAGCUGGAGACUCAUAGCAACAAGAUGGUCACGUUCAAGUUUGACAUUGAGGGAGAUGCUCCUGAGGACAUUGCGGAUUACAUGGUGGAGGAGGACUUUGUCCUUGAGCCUGAAAAAGAGAAAUUUGUUGAGGAUCUGAAGGCUAUUGUUAAAAAAGCUCAAGGAAUUCUAAGCACUCAGACUGGGUCAGUGGAGCAGCUCCAUGGGAGCACUCCUUCCAGUGCAACGGUAGAUUCAGCUCCUCAGUCUUCACCAGUGGGUCGGUGGCGGUUCUUUAUUAACCAAACAAUUCGCCAUCGCGACUCACACUCAAACCAGGGGGCCUCCACUCCCCCUCCAACUGGAGAAAGCAGAGUUCCUAAAUCCACAGAAACUGAGAACGACCAUGAGAGCCCUCAGCGCUCAGAGUCUUUUGCCGGGAUAGCAUCUUCCCCAAGUUCUUCUCUGUCUGCAUCUCCUCCAGUAUCUACUGUAUCUGCCCCAGCAUCCAUGUCGGUUUCAGCCAUCGCCACACAAAAAGACAUAGCAUCUCCUGCAUUAUCAACAGUAGAAAAAGUUUCCUCUGCUCCCUUGUCUGCAGGCUCAGUUCCUGCCACACCCUCAAGCAUUCCUGCCUCUCCUUUUCCUCCAGCAGUCACAGAUCAAGGAGAUACGGCAGAAAAAGGUCAUAGCAUUUCUAAGGGUGAACAGCCUCUCACUAGCGUUUCUGCCUAUGGGACACCUCCAACAUCACUGGCGGGUCAUGCUGAUGCAUUGCAGCAGUUGGGAGCUCAAACCCAAAUGGCUGCCUCUCAGAAGCCAGAGAUACUUAAACAAACCCUGGCACCACACCAACUCAAAGACACCCAGGCAAUACAGUCAACAACGGGCGCAACCGAACAGAUGAAGGCUCAGCCACAGCCGAUUAUGCCUCAGCUGCAUCAGCCAGGUCACACAGAGUCAAAAAUAAUAUCGCAGGCAAUGCCAAUGGAGACUGUUCUGCAACAAGGAGGUCUUCCAACAGCCCAGCAGCCACAACUACACCAUGUUCAGCAGUCUGAGCUGCAACAGGUCCCACACCAACAGGUACCAGUUGAAUCUCAACAACCGCCAAUGCAACAGACAGCGUUCUUGCAGCAAAACAUUGCUGACCAGAUGCAACAGCAAGCAGUGAUACCACAACAGGUAGUCCCUGUAGAACAAUACGUGUCUCAAGAGACAAUGCAGGCCCCAACAAUGCUGACCAUACACCCACAGCAUGGUUUACAAACUCAGGAUCCCCUACAGCAUCGAGCACAGUGUCAUCCUGCGAUCCCGCAGCAGCUCCCUACUGAGCAAACACAUGUGGUGCAGGUUGCACAUGAUAUGAUAGACUCCCAACCUAUAACACAAACCUCAGUGCCACAAGCCGUGCAAGAGCAAACAUCUUGCCAGCACUCUGAGUUGGGGUUGUCCAUGGGUGAGGCCAACGUUGAAGACCGCGCCAGUCACUCUGCUCAGCCCUCUUCAGACGCAUCUCUCCCACCCCUCCCUCUCUCCGAUACAGCUCUCCCGACCCACUCCCACACAUUCACACCGUCUCCAGCCCAGCCCUCCUCAGUAGCCGAGUCAGACAGUGAAGGCCCCCCUAAAAUCGAGUUUGUGGACAACCGUAUAAAGACGUUGGAUGAGAAGCUAAGGACUUUGCUGUAUCAAGAGCACAGCGGCAGCGGAGCAACACUUGGAGGUGGCUGUACUGCCGGCCCCGCCCCUAACUCCGCCUCUGCAUCGGCUGUAGCCUCCACCCUAGUGGGAGGUGAUGAGUCUUCAGAGCCCCACUCGCUGCCCCCCAAUGCAAUCUCCCCUCCUCCUGCCAUCUCCUCUGACACCUCUCCACACUCCACCUCCUCCACCACCCCUCGCUCUUCCUCCACCUCUCCAGAGAGGGAAAAGGAGUGUGCAAGUGAGGAGGAGAUGGGUCCGCCUGCUCCAGUCUCCUCUGGUGCUGUGCAACGUCAGCCUGCUUCAUCCUUCUCCUCUACAUCCCUUCCCUGCUCUCUCCUCACCCCACUACAGGAGCCCGGAUCGCCAUCUGUGCCCAGUGAACCCUCAGUAAGCGCCGCCCCCUCGCUAUCUGAAAGCUGCACCCCUGGAGAUGUUCUGUUACCUUCUUCCUCUGAGCAGCCUGCCCCCUUGUGGCCUGGAGAGCAGCUGCAGCACAAUGAAGGAGGUGGAUAUUUUGGCCUAAACCUGACAUGUCCUAGUAUCAGAAAUCCUGUUAGCAAGAAAUCCUGGACUCGCAAAUUCAAAAGCUGGGCGUGCAAACUACGCCACUCCACCAGCUUGUUCAAGAAGCCCAGAGUCCAGCAAGAUGGUGACUCCAGCUGUCAGGGGAUGAGGCAAGACACGGAUGCAUCAACAGAUGUCCAGCCCUUCUCACAUACGGGACGUUUCCAGGUGGUUCCAGUGUCCCAGCCCACAGAGCCCCCACCACUACAGGAAGCUGUACCGAGCCAAGGGGUCACGCAGAGAAAGGUGGGGCGUUUCUCGAUCACCCAGGCCGAAAAGAGAGAGGAACAUUUGACAGACAGCUCCCCCGUGUCACCUGACCUAGAACGAGAGAGGAGGAAACAGAAAGCAAAGGACGGUGUUAAAGAGGAGAGGAGAACCACCGCGCUCAGCCACCCACCCAGGAGUCACGCUCACUCCCCCCUGGGCAGCAGUGAUGAGAGUGAGGUGGAGGAUGAAGAUUUAAGGAGAGAGUUGCAUAAGCUAAGAGAAAAGCACAUCAAAGAAGUGGUGUCCCUGCAGGCACAGCAGAACAAAGAACUGCAGGAGUUGUACAGACAGCUUCACACUCUGAAAGACCACAGACAGUCACUGUCCCUGCCCCGGACCCCCCCUCUCUCCAACGCAUCCCUCGCCAUCUCCCCACGCAGACCCAGACCCACCAAAGUCAAGCUCCGGCCCCGACCCCACUCACACAUGGACAACAACGGAAUCACACAUCAAGGGAGUCUUCAGCAGUCUAGCAGUUAUUCAGGUGGGGAGCAUAGCAGACUCCACUCAUACUGCAAGCCAGAGAAGAACGCUUCACUGACCACUAAAAGAGACCAGAGUCCCUCAGCCCAGGGUUCUGCCAACAGAACAAGCACAUUCACAGAUGAUCUGCACAAACUUGUCGAUGAGUGGUCAAAAGAAACUGUUUUCCCUGUUCAACCCAAGCCCUCGCUAAAUCAAAUCAAACAGAUUCAACAAGUGCAAGAGUUAGGAGGGUGGGGCCAACCUGCUGAGACAUCUGCUGCAUCUGGUUGGUUUUCGGCACCUCCUUUGAACCCUCCAACUGCUCCUGUUUCAGUCACCUUGUCUACAAUAGCCACGACCCCGUAUAGCAUCAUUGGAGGACAAACACAGCUGCCUCCGACUCAAUUUCCCGUCACUCCCCUACCCCAGCAGAAUGCACAUCUGCAGACUGUCCUGCACCAUCAGCCCCUGCAAUACAGCCAGCCUCACCUGCAACAGGUCCCGCUCCUGUCAGGAUCCCAAACCCAGCUGCCUCCCCAUAGCACCUCCCCCUCUCUGAUAACCACAGCGGGGCCUCUGCUCCCCCCUGCCACCAGCAUCACAGCUGCCUCUGCCUCCACAGCUGUCAAUCAAGACACCGUCGCCACGGCAACCUUCUGCUCAUGCUCCUCCUCCACAUGCUCCUGCACCGCUGCUCUGCCUUCCAGUGCCAAACUUCACCCCAAUCCACCACCUCUUUAGGACCGCAGUGAGUUGGAGGCACACGUGCUGUUUUGGAGAGAAGGGCAUGAAUUGGAGGACUUCACAUUGACAGCUUGUCGGAGGGAUUAUGUACAGUAUCUUGUACAGGAAGGAUUAAGUAGCAAGCGUUGAGUGUUGGUGUGUGUGGGGUGUAUAAAUUAUGUAGUGUGUGUAUUUGUGUGCGCGUGUGUUUGUGUUGCAUUUAUUCGAUACAUAUCCUCCGUGUGUUUCCGCAAUGUCACAAGUUUCAUAAUCCAACUUCCAGCAGUUGGAGCUGAACUCUCCCUAUAUAGCGACAUGUUGGAAGCAAACGUUUCCGACAUGCAAUAUGAUCGUCUUAGUUUUUAUUUAUCAAUGCUAGAAAAAAUGAAAGGACUAUUUGAAUUUUAAAGUGCAAUUAGAUAUUUAAACUCUUUCAUCUUUUCUGUGUUGUUGUGAUCGGUAAAGCUUAAAAGAAAUAUUUUUUAUAUAUACGCACAGAAGCGACAACCAGACAGCAAAGCGCCAUCUCGAGAAGAUCGAGCACAACAGAUUCAGCAGGCAGUGAGAUCAAACACGGUUGAAGUGACAGCAGCAUGUUUCAGUGCAGAGCAUGGUAAACCAUAACCUUGCAACCAUCAUCAUAGCUAGAGAAACGGUGAAAACACUGUUGUGCAGUGUUGUGCACGGAUAAGGCAUGCUCCUCAUGUAUUAUAUUUUACAAUGACAGAUAGCAGUAACGUUUUAGGUUAGUGAAUAUUUUAUAGAAUAACAUAAAUAGCCAGUCAUUUUAAAACCCUGUGUUCUGAUUCUGAGAAAACAAACUCUUUGGCUCUUCAUUUGAUUUCAAACGAACAUAGCUAAUAUGAGUGCAGUAUUUUCCUCUCUGUUUUAGCAGAAGUUCAUACUUUUAAGGUUUACAAUAGUAACAUUAAUCCCAUGGUGAAGAGUGAAAGAGCAUACAGCUGUUCCGAAAGCUCAAGUGAAGUGAACGCAGCUUGUUCGUCUGUAUUUUGCACAGCCCUGUAUGAACGUGCUUCUGUGCACGCCAAACUGUGAUCUGUGAACUGUGAGUUUUCUUUUUGUGAACAUGACCCAUCAGCAGAACACUGGCAAAAAGGGGUACUUUUCAUCAAAUACAAGAUUUUAUGAACUGCCAAGCAAAUCGAACAUUGGGAGAACAUCCAGAAGUAGGUUGCCUUUCUGAUAUGUUUCCAGAGUAUAAAGCUCAUGUAUGUCAUUCCGCUGGAACAAAAUAUCAGUGCCCAGCCUUGGAAAAUAAGCAGAAACCUGAAAGGCACACAUGUAAAAUGUACAGUACACCGCAAAGCAACAGACACGCUUUUAACAACUAGUUAGACAUUCAAAAACAUGUUAUACCCAUGAUGAAAACUUGACCAUGCGCUCUGUUGGGGGGGAUUCAAUUCAAUGAGUCACCCUAUAGUUUGGAUAACAAAUGCUUUGGAUUUUUCAACAUUGGCAGAUAAACAUAAAGGAAUGUAUUGAAGGGCAUUGGGAAUAGAGAAUGAGUUGUGGGGGGAACAUUUGUUUUAAUUGUGCUAAUGCUUUUAGAUGUUAAAAAACAUGGCUGCUGCCUACAGAGUGUUGUGAUCAUUCAGUUUCCAGUAUUGUCCUGUUUUUAAAAACAAACCCAAAAACAUUGGUACAGUUGUGAGUAGCAAGGCUGUUGUAUCUUAAUUUAAACAUUAUCCAUUUGAUCUGUAUAAAUGGAAAAUGUCAAGAUAACCCUCUGCUGAAGUGUUACCAAAAUGUAAUUUAAAAGAAAGCAUUAUUUUUGUAUUUUGCAAAGGGGUUUUAAAAAUGUACAACUGUGUGCUGUUCAGUGUUGAGAAAGCUGUGGUUGUCAGAUAAGACACACGUCCUAACCACUGUCUUGUGUUCCCUUGGCCUGUAACAUUGUAACACAGCCUGAGAGUACCACAAGAUGCUAAAUUCAGAUUUAAAUUCUUUUUUUUAUUGUAAGCCAAAUCAUCCUGCAGUUUUAUGAUUAAAGUAAAACCAGGGGGACCCUAGAAUUACUUGACUGAGCACCAAUAAUAAAAGGUUAUUCAAGUGGAAAAUAAUCUUUAGGAGAUUAAACGUAUUGCUGGUGAUUUAGCUACUGUAAAUUGUAACUAAUUCAGCUGUUGGUUUUAUUUAUGUUUUGUAACUAAUCAAAAAUAAACAUCAAAUGU